Messenger RNA from Homo sapiens (human), 1706 nucleotides. It is a transcript of the gene ADISSP, whose product is annotated as adipose secreted signaling protein. Gene Ontology annotation, biological process: adenylate cyclase-activating G protein-coupled receptor signaling pathway; adaptive thermogenesis; glucose homeostasis. Gene Ontology annotation, cellular component: extracellular region. Lineage: Eukaryota; Metazoa; Chordata; Mammalia; Primates; Hominidae. Bases 632 to 1156 code for a protein of 174 amino acids. The record is from RefSeq and is marked validated. The transcript is spliced from 6 exons.
CCCUUCCUCGUGCUCGGCGUUGAGCUCCUGCAGCCGCCGCCGCUGCAGUGGUCGUCCCUGCCCUCCCCGGCCCCGGGGUGCACCCCGCAAGGUGAGGCCACCCCUCUGCUCCCUGCCUCCCGGUUCCUUCCCGUUCGCCGAGGUCCCCUCCCGGUCCCGGCCCUGUCCUGAGCAGUCAGUGCCUGGGACCCCAGCGGCCGUGAUGGCAGGGCUGGGGUGGGGGGCUCCGCUGUCGGGGCCGGGCCUGGAGGACUCCCCAGCACCUGAACUAGAGUGAUGUCAGGUUCCCGGGGCGCAGUGACCGUUAGCUGGUGCAGCUGGGGUGUUUUCCGCGAAGCGAUUGUCCGGGGGCAUGAGUGCGGUAGUGAGGGCGGGGGCGUAAUGGGGUCAGCGCCCCCUCCUCCCCACGACCCUGUUCAUUGCCGCUGCCUCGCUGCAUGACCUUGGACCAGUAGCAUCUCUGAGCCUCCGAGCCUCAGCACCCUCAGGAAGGAGGGCAGUGAUGUCUGGGAGUGCGGGCUCCGGAGACUCCUGCGUCAGCCGAGGCUCCCGCUGGUGUCCCUGGAGCAUGGGAGGCUGCUGAGCGUGAGUGGCGGUGUCUGGCAGGAGCUGCGUGGCAGGGAGGGCGUCCAUGGCUGCAGCCAACAAGGGCAACAAGCCCAGAGUCCGGAGUAUCCGCUUUGCGGCAGGCCACGAUGCAGAAGGAUCCCACAGCCACGUCCACUUUGAUGAGAAGCUGCAUGACUCGGUGGUCAUGGUCACCCAGGAGAGUGACAGCAGCUUUCUGGUCAAGGUUGGCUUCCUGAAGAUCCUGCACAGGUAUGAGAUUACCUUCACUCUGCCCCCAGUGCACAGGCUGAGCAAGGAUGUCCGCGAGGCACCUGUCCCCAGCCUGCACCUCAAGCUCCUCAGCGUGGUGCCCGUCCCUGAAGGUUAUAGUGUCAAGUGUGAGUACUCGGCGCACAAAGAGGGCGUCCUCAAAGAGGAGAUACUGCUAGCCUGCGAAGGUGGCACUGGCACCUGUGUGCGCGUGACGGUGCAGGCCCGCGUCAUGGACCGGCACCACGGCACGCCCAUGCUGCUGGAUGGUGUCAAGUGUGUGGGCGCCGAGCUGGAAUACGACUCAGAGCACAGCGACUGGCACGGCUUUGACUGAGGCCCGAGGCCCCGCCUGCCCCGGGCCCCUCAGCCUUAAACCCCGCCUUGUCCCCCCGACAUGCUGCGUGAUGGUGUGGCUUCCUCGCCCCUCUCUGGGGUGGGUGUGGGGGUGGAGUGGCCUUGCCCACGCCUCUCACCUCUGCCUUCAUUUGUGCUGCCACCCUGCCCCUCCCUCGUCCUCCUCUCCCACUUCCUCCUCUCUGUGUGCCUCAGUCUCCUGCCGGAAGAAAUGGGUUGAGCCCGAAAGGAGGCUGUCUGAGGAAGGGAGAGGGAGGGCCUGGGGUGGGUCCCCCACUCCCCACCCCAAGCCACAGGGACUCCCACCAGGGUCUGGGAGAGGACGGAGCUGGCUCUGUGGCGUCGUGGCCCCAUUACUGCUGCCUUGCUUCAGCCACCUCUCCUGCCCCUCCCUAGUCCCCACUGCUGUCCACCAUGAGUAGGAGGGAGGUGCAGUCCCCAGCCCCCACCCCUCAGGUCUGUGUUACUUGGUUUUUAAGCGACUGGUUGGGAUAGAACCCUAAAGAAAUAAACUUCCAGUGGAUACCGGA